This is a messenger RNA of Impatiens glandulifera, 1007 nucleotides long. Its product is annotated as zinc finger protein 511. Bases 91 to 846 code for a protein of 251 amino acids. Lineage: Eukaryota; Viridiplantae; Streptophyta; Magnoliopsida; Ericales; Balsaminaceae. The record is from RefSeq and is a predicted model, not a curated record. The transcript has 4 exons.
CAAAUUUUGCCCUGCCAAUUCCGAAACUGAACAUUUGAGCUUAUACAUACAGAUUACAGACUCUGAGUGAUAACUGAUAAGAUCCUUGAAAUGGAGAUGAAGAUGGAAGUUGAAAACCCCACUACUCCUCAAUUAGGGUUUCCUUUCUGGACUUCUCUUCCACGACGAUUCCUCCCAGACGCUUUGUUCUUUGAACCAGGAAAUCUUGAGAGAGAACUUCUUGCCAAACAGAUUGCACUAGAUAUUACAGAUGAUGAGAAACAACAAAUCGAAAACAUUGAGAAUGAGAUCACCAGGGAGGUAUUCUGUCCAAUUGUGAAUUGUGGUGCCCAUUUGAAAUCAUUGGAAAGCUUUGAAGAUCACUACAAUGCUCGCCAUGCUGCAUCUUGUUCAGUUUGUUCUAGGGUUUACCCAACAUCACGCCUACUCAGCAUACAUGUUUCCGAAGUUCACGAUUCUUUCUUUCAGGCAAAAGUUGCCCGUGGAUUUCCAAUGUAUGAGUGCUUAGUUGAAGGGUGUAGCAUGAAGAUGAAGAGCUACAAAAGUAGGCAGCAACAUCUGAUGGAUAAGCAUAGAUUCCCUUCCACUUUUGAGUUUUACAAGAAGGCUCACACAUCAAAGAAGCAGAGAAAGAAGAAGCUGCAACAUAAACAAAUCAGGAGCUCUGAUGCUAUGCAGAUUGAAGAAGAAGUAGAAGAAGAUGAUGACAGUUCCUCCAUUGAUGGCCUUGUUUCGGCUGUGUCCAGACUUACAGUAGACAAAGACCCGUCAUCUAUCAGCUUUGGGCGUCGUCACACACGUGGGUUGGCUUUCGUUCCUAGGUCUGUCCAACGCGAAAGAAAAUAAUAGAUUCUUCUAAAAAUUAACAUUUGUAAGAGUUUAUGCUUGGAAGGACAUGGUUGAUCUGUGAUUUCAAUUGUCAUGAAGAACUGUACCAGUUUUACAGAGAUACAUAAUAAUGCUAAUUAAAAAGGAACAUUAAAAGUUUCAAAUAUGUAGUUAGUUUC